This is a messenger RNA of Aspergillus novofumigatus IBT 16806, 726 nucleotides long. RefSeq lists its product as uncharacterized. Bases 123 to 422 code for a protein of 99 amino acids. The record is from RefSeq and is a predicted model, not a curated record. NCBI's taxonomy places the organism in Eukaryota, Fungi, Ascomycota, Eurotiomycetes, Eurotiales, Aspergillaceae. The transcript has 2 exons.
CUCCCAUCCCGACCAUAUAAACAACACCCUUCACCUCAUCAAGCACGUAUCUCUGCCACUCGCUUCCUUCUCUCUCCUAACAUACCUUGGUCAGACCAAAUCUUCAAAUCCAAUCUAUCGCCAUGAAGUUCGCCGCCGUCCUUCUUGCCCUCCCCCUGGCGGCCAGCGCCUGGAAAGUCACCACCGGAUACUGGGCCGGCUCUGAACCCGAUUACUGCACUUCUGCCAACCUAGCCCAGGACGAGGAAGUAACCGUCAGCGACCUGUCCAAGAACCAGAAGGUUAUGUUCUUCUCGGACGAUGAAUGCGAGAACUUUGAAUUCUCGAUCGGAGAGGCUGGCUCCUCCAAGCUGGAGUCGGAUAUCAGGAGCUUCCAGGUGAUGGAGUUUGAGCCUGACACAGAGCGAGGAGAUUUGAAGUAGGAGAUUUGAUUCGCAUGACGAUAGAACUGCUGGAACAGACCUGUAGAGAGUGUGGAUGCUAUAUCAAAUCAGCAUUAAUAUAAACUUUUAUAAGAUCUGUCAAUACGGGUCAGCGCGGCAAGGGCUGUUAUUAGCUUUGAUGCAUUGUGAUUCAGUACAUGGGCAUUGAUGGCAUCCUAAAUCACCUAUCAUGCAGUUAGGGAGAUAGAAAUACUUGCUGCACAAAUCCAUCACCCUCCUAGCUUAUUUUCCUCUGGUUAUUAAUUUAAUCAUUACCACAGCAGAUAAUUCGACGCAAGCCGAG